This is a messenger RNA of Dermacentor andersoni, 5409 nucleotides long. Its product is annotated as Kv channel-interacting protein 4-like. Gene Ontology annotation, molecular function: calcium ion binding. NCBI's taxonomy places the organism in Eukaryota, Metazoa, Arthropoda, Arachnida, Ixodida, Ixodidae. The record is from RefSeq and is a predicted model, not a curated record.
GAUGCUUUCCCGCUGAUGGUCCGAGGCCACCUGCCCAGUCGCUGCUAGUCUGUCGCCUGCUCAGGGCGCGUCUUCCUUGCGGUCGGCCGCUGGCCCACAGUCGUGGCCCGGCAACGCUCCGAAGCCACGGCCGGCUGUUUGUCAACGUUGCCAUCUGGGCCGUCGAACCGGUUCGAUAAUCUUCAGGAGCACGCGCUCAAUGCGCAUGUGCCGCGAUCGAUGUCCUGAGGAUGGAGCCCACAUUACAACCCACGGCCGAGCAUAGCUUGGAGGCGCUCUGCAGAAACACCAAGUUCACCAGACACCAGAUUCAGCUCAUGUACAGAAGCUUCAAGCAGGAGUGCCCCACGGGUUUCGUGGAAGAGGACAACUUCAAACACAUCUUUGCACAGUUCUUCCCAUAUGGAAACGCCUGCUCAUACGCCCGCUACGUCUUCAAGAGCUUCGACCGGAACAGGAACGGUGCCAUCAGCUUCAAGGACCUGCUCUACUGCCUGUCGCUGCUGUGCUUCGGGAGCGUGCAGGAGAAACUGCGUUGGGCCUUUUCGCUAUAUGAUGUCAACGGCGAUGGGUUCAUUACGCGCCAGGAGCUCAGGGACGUCGUCUGUUCGGUGUACGCGCUCCUGGGCCGCCGCUCGAGCACGGACGAGAGGGCACUACGCGAACACGUGGACCGCGUAUUCCAGAAAAUGGACGUUAACCAGGACGGUGUCGUCACCAUGGACGAGUUCAUGGAGAUCUGCUCCAAGGACGACACCAUCGCGAAGUCCUUGACUCUUCUGGACACGACGCUGUAGCACUGGUCAUCGAGGGUUUCUUGGUUCUUCCGAGAGCAGAAUCGACGAGGAGCUCCCACUCGAAAACUCACCCUUCGCUUUAAGCUUCGCCGUCCAGCGACUCCGCGGGCCACCAAGUUUGGAGCGUAUGUCGCAUGGUUCCCUGGACAACCUACACCUGCGACUACAUGUAACAGAGUACAAGGCAACGCGCUUUCAUGACGAGUAUGCUAGUGGGCUCAGUUGCGUAUCGUACAUUUAUGUUCGGUUAUCCUUAAUAGUUUUGCGAUAGUGUAGGAGUUACGUGACGAUGGGGCCGCAGAGAAAAAAAAAAUUAUCGAGAAUUAAUAGGGCGAAGCUGCUUCGUCCGCGGGCCCAGCCCUGCUCAAGCGCAGUAGCCUUUUGAUGCAAUCACUUUUAAGAGAGGCGCACCGAAAGCUGUCGUGCGUGCUGUGCAACGCGCUUCACGGGAACUCGCACCACGUAAUGUCGAUACACCGCGGGUGCGCAUGUUCAGGCCUGGCCAAAACUGCUGCUGCCGCCGACAAAUCAGCAAGGUACAACACGGGCCAGGCAAGUCAACUACGAAUCCGCAGUGCAAUUCUUCGACAAACGACAUUGUUGCGACCAAGUACAGCUUGAGCGCGGAAAUACGAACAUCGAGCGACCUGCUUUAGAAAGCCGUUGUGCAUUUUAUUUUCUUACGGCGAGCUAGAGCAGAAGUCCGGACAUGACUAGUCCGUUAGCUGCACUUUCUGUUUUCUUUGUUUAGGAGUACUGACACAAAAUGCCAAAGCUGAAACCCGUCCGUCAUUCGACUAAUCUGUACACGUGGAUACACACGAACAAGUAUACUAACUGCACAUGAAAAUUUGAUAUUUUAACUAGACCUUGUGCUCGGUGGUGUCGACAGAAAUCUUUUCGGUAGGUGGGUCACAUGACCAGUGACCCCCCCCCCUGCCACUGCUUGUGGUCAACAACUUCAAACCGCUCCUCUCUAGGUGUGGUCUGACACAAUGCAAAUGCAUCCCGUGAAGCUAGACAAGUUUUCGGUAUGUUUAGCGAGUACUAAAAGGCGUUGGCACGCAAGUACGUGCAGGAAGCAUAAGUCAGGAGACUAGCUGACAUAUGUCCUGCUUUCGCACUGUAACAAUAGUACAAUGGAUAAUUACGAACUAGCCCAAUUCAUCAAGCUCCUAGGACAAGUUGGCACGGGCCGCUUUUUGAAACUAACUCCUUUCUCGCUCGAGCCAAAUAGCCAACCUAUUAACACAGGUGCACACCUCGUCUUCACUUUGUUAAGGGUGGAUUUAAGCAGCAUUUUAUCACAUGUGGAAUGAGAAGGAACUUCAAACGAGGUAGAACAGGAAAGAAAAACUAGGCGGGUAGAACAUGAGUGAGUUCGAAGCGCUUAAAGUCCCCCCCUCAUGCUUACUUCUGUGUCAUGUGCUCACCAUUGCAUCCUGUGUGCACAGCAGCUUGUGGUAUCAUGUGAUCACCACCCGUGUUGCGAGCAAUUAAAGGAGAGUGUAGCCAUUCCUUCCAUACUGCACACUGAGGCAAGUGACAUACUGUACCAUUGUCCCUGGUUUAUUGUGGCGCAAAAAGCAUCCAAAAUUUUUGUGUCAGUACUCUUUUAACUCUGCAGUUGGCGCUUUCAUGUCACAUACCGCCCAUUACUUCGAGCCCCACCACACUAGCCUUGCUGAUGGGGUUAGUCAAAAACAAUGCAAUGAAAAAAGAAAAGAAACAAAAAAUAACGAGCUUUUGCUUAUACCAACCUCCACGCAUAGCAAGGCUAAAUCCUCCAACUGCCCAGGCAAAAUGCCCAUCUGCUUCCAAACACAGUAAUGGGAGGCAUUCAUUGAACAGUUUAGUGUUCCAUGUAAGCAGCCAGCAAUGGCUUCCAGUCUGCACUUUCAGGCACAACUAUACCACAGAGACUGUGCAAAAUGUUGUGUAGCAUUGUGCCACUGCUGAUACAGUUCGUGGUCCCAAGGACAAAUGAAAGUGAACUUAUACCUCCUGUAGGAGCAUUAAACUGACUGACAAAUCAUUGGUCAUACCAGCUUAUCAACCACACUACAUUUGGGUGGAUUAUAAGGGGAAACCAGACUGUUGUGUACAUGUCGGAGUGCAGACACAGUUAGCAAGCAGUGCGAGUUUCAUCCACCCAAAGUUAAAAGCCUUGCCAUUAGCCAAACAGACUUCAGAUCUGAUGCAAGUUCUCUUCAUAGACAAGGUGUGCUCUCACGCGGCUGUAGCCUACAAUGUGCGCAACAUUGUGGAGAAUUCUUCCUAUUUGUGGUGACUGCCUGAGGCAGGUUUUCACUACAAGAAUGCAGGUGCAACAGUGGUGCUCAUGCAUAGGUCGCAUUGUUACUACUUGUGGGGCUGGGCACACAGAGCGCAUUUACAGGAAAAACAGUGAUCGAUGCACUACACUGCUAGCGUCAUCACGUCCAGAUACUCACAUUUACAGGAAGAGUCGAGACGGCAAGCAGGAUAUGGCAGUCUGUGCCUGCACAAGCCUACAGUGAGCAGGCACAUAUAGCAAGACAAAAGUCCGAAAUCUGGGGAUUGUCUGUAGCAUUUCUGCGGACUAGUGAAACAGAAGGCUUCCAUUAAAAAAAGAAAAAGAAAGAAAGAAAGAAAAAAGAUGGCAAGUUAUUCUAGUUUUUGGAAGUGUCACAUUAUAAUAGUGAAGGCUUGGCAUAAGUAGUCUUCUCUGCACCUUGCCAGAUAUUCAUAUAUGUAUAUAUAAACAAAAAAUAUAUGAAGUCCUGCUAUUUUUCUUUCACCCAACCCUCUUACUAUGAAGGGGUCCUACAAAUAAACUUCAUCCAUCUCACAUCCCUUUUCUUUCCUACCAAGCACAUCACCAGGCAACUGACAGAACACGUCUCUUACUAGUGAACUGCAUUUCAUACAAUGCUACCAAACCGUCAUCUCUUUGAGAAAGCAUGGCUGGCACAAUACUCUAAUUUAUUUUAGAGUGAAAACAAAACACAAAGCCUCAAAAAUGAGCAGGAAAACAGUGUAACUACUCCCAAAAUGGACAUAAAUCAGGUAUAAUAAGAUCCUAUUUCAGAACGCUAUAGAGCCGUUCUCCCAUUUCAAUGUAGCAUCAGUACCCCGUACCAAAGUAUUCUGCACAAAAGCCUGCUUUGUUGGUGAAACAGGGUCAAGCUGAGAGUAAUGCAAAAGCAAGCAAUGUUCUCUUAAACAAAGGUGUGCUUGCAAGGAAAGAAAAAGAGAUGUGAAGGCAAGGCCAACUAUAAGGCCAAUCUGACUGUUUUCCAAGACACCUGUGUACAGAGUAGGGCCCUGCCAAGGUCCACCAGUAUUAACUGGGACUGUGCUGUACUGGCACAGUAUAGCUUGCCAGGUAGCUAUAGCAUUAACAUUUCAGGUUGUUGUGCCUAGCCAGAGAAAAAGCGUGACAAAUUAAGAGAUAGCACGCAUAUUUUAGAGGUGUUGUACGUCAAAGUGGAAAUUCAAUGCCAACAAAUUCUAUGUAGAGGGGACAUGUGCUUUCAGAGGUGAGAUUUAGUGUAACACCUUUCUGCUGGGAAAGGAAUGAAAGUGCGAGGGCAGGAAACAAGCAAAUGAACGUCAGGUUUGGGGCUGAUUUGAGUGUCGCGCACAGGCCCAGCAUCUGCACCAGAGCAGGUGAGUUCCUGUAGGCAAUCAGAGAGCAAGAGUGUCGCAGACAGAACUCAGGCACAGAGGCCGUUGCAGCAGCCUGUUGCCUGCAGGGGCAACACUCCAGCAGGACCAGGCAAUUGCAUGCGGAGACAGUGCUUUUUUAUAUGAGUUCAAAGUUUAUCAAACCUUUGCAUCAGAGGCAACAGCUCUACCUGUUUGCUGCCGUAUGCUGAUACAAAGUCGCCUUACUGUGUUACAAGCGUGUGUUUGUAUGUCAGUCAAGAUUAUGUCACCCGCUUCAUGUUUGUAUAAAGAUCGCUAUUUUUAUAUGUGGACAUAAUGAGUAAGCCCUUGCAACAUGCUAACCUACCCAUCUCUAAUUAGGCAAGCCAUAUGUUCUUCCUUGCUGUGUUUCCAAAGUAUUUGUACUUGGCCAAUCUUUUUGCACCCUCUCCGGUGGUUUGCAGAAUGGGGCUCAGUAUGGCCGACUGUUCUCGAGUUGUGUGUCCCUUCCCAGGCCUUGUUGUGUCUUCCAUGUUGAUGUUAAAUCAAUGAGCCCUCAGGAUUAUUUAUGCAACCAUGUAACCUGCAUGAGAACCGUAGCAGUAUGGCUCCAGUGGCCCAACUAACUUGCAUAUGGGUAGCUUUGGUGGACUUCUAUCUGCUAUUUUCUUUCACGGAUAAGUCUGUGUUUAUCUUGGAAACUUGCAUCUUGUAAUAAAAGCAGCAUCAAGACUCUGCUGCAGGCCAGGUACACUGAGAGCAAGGUGGCCCUCUUACGACACAGGGGCAUUUGUAUGCAUGCCAGCUUAGGGUGCGUGUUACAAGUGUUUACGUCCUGGCUCACGUCCCUCCAUGUUUGCAGUGCGUGACUCUGUUGUAUGUGCAACGACCGUGUUUUCUUCAGCUUACUGUAUGCCAUCCUUGUCAAAAACCUGGUUGGCGCUGGUGAGACGGCUCAAUAAACUGGGUUUCUCAAAGUGUG